AUGGAUCCGCCGGCGGGCGCGCAGGGCCAGCACCAGCACGAGCCCAUCAGCUUCGGCAUCGACCAGAUCCUCAACAGCCCCGAGCAGGAGAGCGCUCCCCCGCCGCCCCCCCGGGGCCCCGACGGCGCGACCUUCCUGGGCGGCCCCGGCGGCCGCGGCGGCGCGCCCUACCCGGCCCUGCCGGCCCCCUUCCCGGCCAUCGCCGCGCCCUUCGAGGACUCUGGAUCUUACAGUGUGAACCUCAGCCUGGCCCCGGCCGGCGUGAUCCGGGUGCCGGCGCACAGGCCCAUCCCCGGGGCCGUGCCGCCGCCCAUCUCCAGCGCCAUCCCGGCCAUGCCCGCCGUGCCCAGCCUGGGCAGCCUCAACUUCCCCUGGAUGGAGAGCAGCAGGCGCUUCGUCAAGGACAGGUUCACAGCGGCGGCGGCGCUGACGCCCUUCACGGUGACGCGGCGGAUCGGGCAUCCCUACCAGAACCGGACCCCGCCGAAGCGCAAGAAGCCGCGGACGUCCUUCUCCCGGGUGCAGAUCUGCGAGCUGGAGAAGCGCUUCCACCGGCAGAAGUACCUGGCCUCGGCCGAGCGCGCUGCCCUCGCCAAGUCCCUCAAGAUGACGGACGCCCAGGUGAAGACCUGGUUCCAGAACCGGCGCACCAAGUGGCGGCGGCAGACGGCGGAGGAGCGGGAGGCCGAGCGGCAGCAGGCGAGCCGGCUGAUGCUGCAGCUGCAGCACGACGCCUUCCAGAAGUCGCUGAACGAGUCGAUCCAGCCCGACCCGCUGUGCCUGCACAACUCGUCGCUGUUCGCGCUGCAGAACCUGCAGCCCUGGGAGGAGGAGAGCGCCAAGAUCCCCCCGGUCACCUCCCUCGUCUGA
Messenger RNA from Grus americana (Whooping crane), 870 nucleotides. RefSeq names its product T cell leukemia homeobox 3 (gene TLX3). NCBI's taxonomy places the organism in Eukaryota, Metazoa, Chordata, Aves, Gruiformes, Gruidae. The transcript is spliced from 3 exons. Bases 1 to 870 code for a protein of 289 amino acids. Gene Ontology annotation, biological process: animal organ development; regulation of transcription by RNA polymerase II. Gene Ontology annotation, molecular function: RNA polymerase II cis-regulatory region sequence-specific DNA binding; DNA-binding transcription factor activity, RNA polymerase II-specific. The record is from RefSeq and is a predicted model, not a curated record. Gene Ontology annotation, cellular component: nucleus.